This is a messenger RNA of Labrus bergylta (ballan wrasse), 6480 nucleotides long. The record is from RefSeq and is a predicted model, not a curated record. Lineage: Eukaryota; Metazoa; Chordata; Actinopteri; Labriformes; Labridae.
AAAGUCAGCGAGAAGGUCGGAGGAGCCGAAGGAACCAAACUAGACGAUGACUUCAAAGAAAUGGAAAAGAAGGUGGACGUCACCAGCAGAGCAGUGUUGGACAUCAUGACCAAAACCACAGAGUACCUUCAACCUAACCCAGCGUCCAGAGCCAAGCUGAGCAUGAUAAACACCAUGUCAAAGAUCCGCGGGCAGGACAAAGGACCCGGCUACCCGCAGGCGGAGAGCGUCCUGGGAGAGGCCAUGUUGAAGUUUGGACGGGAGUUAGGGGAGGAGUCAAGCUUCGGUUUGGCGCUAAUCGACGCCAGUGAAUCGAUGAAGGAGCUCGGGGAGGUGAAAGACGCUCUGGACAUGGAGGUCAAACAGAACUUCAUCGACCCGUUGCAGAACCUCCACGACAAAGAUCUCAAAGAGAUACAGCACCAUUUGAAGAAGAUGGAGGGCCGUCGUCUAGACUUCGACUACAAGAAGAAGCGCCAGGGGAAAGUCCAGGACGACGAUCUCAAACAGGCGCUGGAGAAGUUCGACGAGAGCAAAGAGAUCGCAGAGCAGAGCAUGUUCAACCUCCUGGAGAGUGAUAUAGAGCAGGUGAGCCAGCUGGCAGCGUUGGUUCAAGCACAGUUGGAAUACCACAGCCGCUCUGCUGAAAUCCUCCAACAGCUCUCCAGCAAGAUGGAGGAAAGGAUCAAAGAAGUGUCCAGUAAACCGAGGAAGGAGUACGCUCCCAAACCCAGGAUGACCCUGGAGUUGCUGCCCCCCAGCGAAAGCCAAAAUGGGGGGAUUCACUCUGCCAAAUCGCCAGGAAGAUCACCAGCCCCCAUGGACCAGCCAUGUUGCCGAGCACUCUACGACUUUGAACCAGAGAACGAAGGCGAGCUGGGCUUCAAAGAAGGCGACAUCAUCACCCUGACCAACCAGAUUGACGACAACUGGUACGAAGGCAUGAUCAACGGCCAGUCGGGAUUCUUCCCAAUCAACUAUGUGGAUAUCCUAGUGCCACUCCCUCAUUAGGUACCGCCAAUGACCUGACCUUUUCCCCCCCAACCAAUUCAAGACAUCCCCAGAAACAGCUUGUAUUUGCGUAAACAACAAACCACGCCCUUCUACUUCUGUGCUUCUGUGCGAUUCCGCUUUCACAAAACGUACUGAAACGACUGCGACAGAGAAAGAGACAGGAUGGAUAAGCUGGGGCGGUAGUACAGUGAUUCUCGGACAGGAAGUGUUGGGAGAUGCAGAAGAGAGGAAUUCAAAGAGAUGGUGAUCUUUUACUGCACAGUGCUCACUCAGCAGUGCUCCGCUCGGCCAGGCAGCACCGGAUCCCAAUGAAGCAUCGGAGACUUAUGAAUAAGGCACGGUGUAUAUGUACGUGCAUGUGUGUGUCUUUAUGUGCGUUUUGACCUGUUCUUACUCUACUAUGAUCAAGCCAGCACAAAUUCCUGCUCGACGGUUAAACUGCCUGACAGCUUUCUUGGUGAUACUGUCUUCUUGCUGUAUUUCUCUAAAAGUUCUUCUGUCUUUUCUACCUUGACAUGCCUUCUUUUUCUCUUCUUCAGCCCUAGAUUUCUGCACUUUCUAUCUUUGUUCCUUCCCUCCUUAGCUAGCACUGCCUUUCAGCAUGGCUCGAUGACGUAAACAGACCUCUAACCCAUGAUCCAGACUUAACAGUGGGUCAUCCGACCCUCCUGUUUUUGUUUUACUCAGACUUUUCUAACAUACUAAUUUUUUCAAGAGUCUGCAUUGAAUCUCCACUUAGUGGCUGUAUGCAUGAACAGCCAAUCAAGGAAUGGGGUGAUAAAACACCUGCAAAAUGCAGUUCUCAAAGAGGUAUCUUCAGGAUAAAGCAGUAACUGCAAUAAGUAGCUUUUCCAGAAUGAAGGUGAGAAUACUUGUUUGGAAACCCAUUGAUCUUAUAAUGGGGAAGGGGCAGGUUUUUAAGGUUUUCGGGUCAGGAAACUAGUUAAUUCUGUCAUUCAGCAUUUCAGGAAAAGCAUUGAAGAGGGAAGGUUGGGGAUGAUCAACCCGACAGCGGCAAUAUGCUAACACAACCAGCACAGGCCAGUUUUUGAUGGGCAUCUGUAUACUCUUCUAAGUUACUGGAUCACAGUGUUUCGUACGUACUGUGUGGAGUAAAUGCUUGUCGAUUUGUUAUAUCUGUGGCUUUUGCAUGCAAGACUGCGUGACGAUGUGUAGCUGUUCUAAAGGUCCUGUUUUAAAGUUUUCUACCUUUAAUUCGUUUAAGUCCAAACAUACCAUACUCUCUUCCAAGAUCCCUUAACUCCAGUAAACAUUGGAUACCUCAAAUAUAUUCUUGAGUGCUGACAACAUUGUGAAACCUUUGAAUCAUCUCCAGCUCUCUAUGUCUUGGAAUCCACCAAUGCCACCUUGGCAUCAAGUACAGUAUAACAGUUAGAACUUGUUCUGAUCUACAGAAUUUUAAAGAGUCUUGUUGAGUCUUGACUCAUCAUUAAAGCAAUUGUGUGUAGAGUGAAAGAGGUAGAUCUGUUGGCUGAAAUUAUGUCUUGGAUCCAUCUGGUACUGUCUGGCAAAGACUUAGCUUUGAGUAUGUGCCAGUUCUCAGUCAUCCAGGUUACCAUGGUAAUUAAAUUCUUGAUCCAAAGAGUCAACAGGACCUGGUUCAAGGUCUUGAAGACGCCUCCAGAAGGCUUCUUCAAUUCUCUCUUUUUUAAAGAUUUAUUUUUUUACUUUAUUGCCUUUAUUUGAUGGGACAGUGGAUAGAGUAGGAAAUCAGGAGGGUUGAGAGUGGGCGAUGACAUGCAGAAAGGGUUGCCACAGGGACGGACCUGAACCUAAGACGCCUUCUUGAGGACUACAACCUUCAUACACUGGCGCGACCACACACUUUUAGAGUCUUUGGCUCAGAGGAUUUUAUGUUAAACUUUGUCCACCAGUCAGUUUAGAACUAAAGAAGCCUUUUAGGGGAGAGGUAAAUCAUCUUGAAGCCCUUGAACCAAGUCCAGUUGCCAUUCUAGAAACUUUGAUACCGAAGAUUCCGAGCCCUUUGCAAUCCUGCAAUUGUUCUCUCUAAGAUAGUUGAUGGUGUGACGCAAGAAGCUUUGAAUUCCAGACAGAUCCUGAUAGGUUAGUUAGUGGUCAGUAUUGGUGGUAACUAUUAGCCGUGCACAUUCCCUGGUUUGUGCAUCACAGACGUUGUAAGUCGGUUGGUGUGGGGUUUUGUCUUGGGUAGCAGCAGAACAUUUUAACGUCUCAGCUAAUGGCGGAAGCAUUUAGCUCUAGCACUUGUUGGCUGUAGCUAGUGUCAAGACAAGUUUACAGGGAAUUUCUCUUAUAAUUAGAGAAAUAACACCAUUUCAGUCAACACUAACAGUGAUGGAAAUGUUCUACCAGUGUUAGGAUAUUUUAAUCUUUUCCUUGUUGGAAUGAGCAUUCAGUAUGGUGCUGGGUUUUCAUGAACUCCAUUGUACAUUAAAACAACUGAAUAUCAGAUCCAUGCUAAUUCCAGGUUUUUUCAGCUCUGAUGGAAAAGGAAGUCAAACUCUUGUUCUUAAUUAUCUUACUAAUUACAUCUGUAGUUCAUGAUGUACUACUCUAUCAAAGCAUUAUCAAUUACAUCGUACAGCGGCAGGAAUUUGUGCUAGCAUCGCUAAUACUAAUGUGCCAGACUUGGCUAACCAGCUAGCCUUUAGCUUCACAUUCCUGUAUUUGCGUGCGUAAGUGUUGAGCAGAAUAUCUAAAGAAAAAAACUUAAAAAAUGGGUAGAUGCCUUAGCUUUGUAUUCUCAAGAAGUAUUCUGAAUUAUUGUAUUUGGUCACAAAACUCAGUUCGGAAAUCAGGCUAACGUUAGCUGUUUGGCUAAAUUGUGACCAGUCCGUAACCCCAAACAGGAAGACGUGUCCAAGAUGCGUCGUGCGGUUUUUAAGCUACAAAAAGGGUUGAAUGGUUUAGCUCUUGUCUCGUUAGUUGACAAUAGUAAUAAUAUGCCAGGAGUUCAGAAGAGAGGAGAUAUCUAGAUGUUUUAUUGAAGGAAAAUAACUUUUAAGAGCACAUUCUGAAAACUGUUUUGGACAGAUAAAGUAAUAACAUGUUUGAGAACAUAUUUAUCCAGGUCACAUGGAGAUUCCAUAAUAAACUAUAUAAUGUAUCAACCGUCAAUAAACUCUGAACAGGCAAUAAAUGUUUAUCCAACAAUAAAUCAAAUAUGGCUGUAAAAGAAAACUGUGUAACCAUUAAAUCUACCAAUAUUUAUAAAUCUAUGAAUCUGUCCGUCUAUCUAAAGAGCUUUAGUACGUAGACAUCUCUUCCAUUGCCAAAGCACAUAAGAGAAAACAACAGCAACAGUACUAUCACAAACAACAUAACGCUCGCUCCCUGGUGUCUCUGACAUUCACUGUUUUCUGUAGCUGUUACAGAUCAUUGUAGAAGACGGGGGAACUGAAUUAUAACUGUGUUCUUUGAUUUUUCUCUGUUUUUGUCCGUGUUCUGAGUCUGAAUCCUUGAUUUUCUCGGUCCGCUUGUGGAAAGUCUGUGAGCUGCAUGCAACUGAACCGCUUUAAGUCUGCAGUGUGACAUGGUUGUAGAACAAAAACUAAAAGACAAAUUGUGUCCUGCUGGCUUUUUUUUCUCACACUGCAGUGAGCCUGAGAAUCUCCAUCUCCCAUUCUCCAGUUACUGUGUUUGUUUUAUUUCCUCUGAAUUUGUUUGGCUAUAUUUGUAUAGCACUCCUCAUUGAACUACAAAGUGCUUUAAGACCUUUUUGAAUUUCUUGAUGAUAUAAUGUUAUUUAUUUUGCACCUUAAAUGUCAGCAUUUAUUUGUUGCACUUUCCUUGUUUUUCUUUUCUUUUCUUUUGUGCUGAUUUGCCCUCAAUGGCGACAUGUAUUCUAACCUCAAUGAGGGACUUGUACAGUGUUACACUCCAUUUUCCCUUUUCACCUUAAUGAGGGUCAGACCUCGGCCACGUUAUCUGCCCGAGUCUAAUUUCAGCGUUGCUCUCAGAUUGUCAGAUCGAACUCCAAACCAAACCAGCAGACAGAAGUUACAGUUCUCACUUCUUUCCUCUGAGGCGAAGCAGCUCUGAAAGCAGAAAUAAUCUCAUUGAUUUCUAAGAAAUCCCACUUUAUCUUACAACUCUUGGGAGACAUUUUAAGGGGCUGAUGGUCAGAGAGUAGUAUAAAACUCCAGAGAAGCCUAUUAUUAUUGUUGAGGGUUAAAUGGGAUAUUAAGAAGGCAUUAUGAAGAUAUUUUAUAUCAAUAACUUUGAAAAAAAAGAAAUCACACACUAUCUGCUUAAAAAAUCCCUUAUCUACUCUCCUAUCCAUUUACCAUUUUUGCUUUUUUGCUGAGUAUUAUAUUUAAAAAAUGUAUAUAACUUUUGUCCAUUUAUGUGAUGCUAGCAGCAACUCGUUAGCUUAGCUGAAUUCAAAGACUGGACACAGUUGUAAACAGCUAGCAUCUAUUCAAACAGUAUACAGUGCAUCCACUGGUUGGAAGAAUUGAUUAAAAAUCUGAAAAAGUUCAGAAAAGCUGAUCUAGAGAUUAUUAAGCUACAUGAAACCGCAGUGCAGCAUAGCAUAAAAACUAGAAACCAGGAAAUGGUUAGCCUUGUUUUGUCCAUAGGCUGUAACUUUAACGCACUAGUUGAAAUAGUAGUUCAACCAUUUUGUAAAAAACACAACUACUUUUCAUGUCUGUGAAAUAUUAAGCUAAGGCCAGCAGCUGGUUAGCUUAUCUUAGCAUAAAGACUAGAAACAGGGGGAAACAGCUGGCCUUUGGUAUGUGGUUCAAUGAAUAGUUUAACAUUUUGGGAAAUACGCAACCACGCCUUCCUGCUGAGAGUUAGGCCAGUAGAUCCAUACCACACUCAAGUAGGCAAAGAAAAUAUUCAUCUAAAGGGCCAACAGCUGUUUUAGCUUAGCAUCACAUAAAGACUGUAAAAAGGCAAAACAGCUAGCCAACAAGCUCCUCUAAAGUUCAUUUUUGACUUAAUUCUACCAUUUUUAAUCCCUACAAAAUAUGACAGAAGAAAUUGACACUUUCUUUUUUCUUGUAACUAGAGAUAAAAUCAUAUAUUUUUUUGUGGGCACUGUACGUCUGAUCUUGCAGGGCAGUAAUAUGCUGGGUUAGCUAACUCAAAAGCCCCGCCCACUUAUGUCUACCUGAAACGAUGAGAUAACUCCUGCUCUGUGGGCCGUUCCGCUUUAAACACACAAACCAUCUGCAGUCGGGUUCAGGGUGUUUACACGUGGCCUUGGUCUCACCUGUGUUACAUGAUACUAUGCCUUUAGGCUGUAUGAAAAAGCCCUUUGCCUAUGGACCCUGGUGUCUGCUGGUGAGCUACAUGUGUGUAUAUGAGUAUUUACACACUUUGUUGCUAUUUAUUUAUUUAAUGUAAGUAUUGAUUUUAUUGAUUUAUUUAUUUAUUGAUGCCCGCAUCCUGUUCAUUAGUUCGGCACCUGCGGCAUAUUUUUAGGACUGUCAAAACAUUGGUGUAUGACGAUGUGGA